This is a messenger RNA of Microbotryum saponariae, 1566 nucleotides long. The record is from the annotation of a GenBank genome assembly. NCBI's taxonomy places the organism in Eukaryota, Fungi, Basidiomycota, Microbotryomycetes, Microbotryales, Microbotryaceae.
AUGACCUUCACCCACCAAGUCAACAUGCACGCGACACCGACCGCUUCGACCUCGAGUUCCCCAUCAUCCGUGUCGUUGUCGGCCUCGCCGCGCGGUGCUCGUAGAACGAGCAUGUCAUCGACUCGGCUCGGCGGCGCGGCGGGCUCAGACGAGCGCCUACACCUGCGCCAGCAACUCUCGACCAGUCCCUCGGGCGGCACCAGCUCACCUUUGCUCGCUUCCAACGGUCGCACCACCGCCCCUUCGUUCUUGUACCUCCCACCGGGGAUCUCGUUGGCCAGGAAUGGGUGUGGUGAUCACCUGUCGCACCAGUUCAUCGGCAGUGGGUCUCAUACGGAUCGCCCCGGGUCGAACACGCCCUUGACGUCAAGCGGCGCCCGAUCGAUCGAUCACUUCAGCGCCCCUUUGCUCCACCCCAACGUUGCACCGACGCCUCCGCUGCGUACGACGAUCGGGUUCGAGCCGCUUCUCGAGGCCAAACCUGCUGCGUCAUCAUCAUCGUCGACGAGCAUCUCGCGCAAGUUGUCGUCCUCGUCAUGUUCGUCGUCGGCGUCCUCGUCGGGCUGCGCCUCGACCUCAUCGACCUCGAACGGACCCAUCAGCUCCCUCGCUUCAUCGGUCGCCGCAUCGGACGAUAUUUCGAUUUCCCCACCUUCUUCCUCCUCCGCAACUACAAAACGAACGUCUUCUGCGUCGAGGCCGGCAGUACCAGGCGAAGAUCCACAGCUCGCAGCGGCGAGGAGGGCGUUGUGGGAAGACGUCGACCCACCCAUGAAGAAGAUUACGACGAGCACCCACUCCAACUCGGGCUCCGACGACAGUGGUUCCAUGACCCCCUCAGCACAGGCCUGCCCCGUGUUCGACGAGGAUGAGAACGAGGUUGACAACGAGGCUCAGGAGGGUUCAGACACGGAAGACGAACCCAAUCCCGACACGGUACCACCCCACGAACCCUCUCACGCGACCCUGACCCCUCUGGCCUCCUGUCUACGCUCCGAAACUCCCUCUCGGACACCGUCAACGAACUCGCUCUCCAAUGGAUUCCCUUCGGGCUCGUUCGUGCGCAUCUCUCGAGAGCCGCCUCGGGCAUUCACGACCUAUUCAGCGAUCGACUAUGAACGACGCGGUCAAGGUCCCGUCGAGAAGCUGUCGAUCAAGGAGUGGAUGGAGUUGCAGGGUGUGAGGGAAGCCGUCGGGGUAUGGAGUGGCCGUAUCACGGCCAACGAUUGGAGUGAAGAGCCUUCUUCGAUCAAUGGGAUGUCAACGAAUGGUCCAGGGACCGAGUCGAGUGAAGGGAGCGAGCCGAUCGUCGCGAUUGGGAAAGGGCAUCCCUCGGUCGCGACUGGGGUUCGACGGGUCGCGUCCUUGCCGAAUUCGCCCAUGUUACUCACCUUCAAGGACCUCCCUCCACCAAAACGAGCAAUCUCCGGUCCUCUCUCGAACGACAAGGAUGAUCACGAGUCGACGACGCCGCAAGCUUUGAAGCCGGGGUAUUACAAGGGCGUGAGAACGGUGGCGCACAAUGUCGAGCCCGUCGAGGCGCCUUCGAGUUUAUGGGAUGAUUGA